GUAUAUAUCUCAGUCAAAAUAAAUAAAUAAUACAAAAAUCAGAAAUAAAAAGUAGUUAGGCUGUGUUCAUGGGUUCAAUGUCCACUCAGGAAUCAGAUGGCAGAGGGGAAGAAGAUGUUCCUGAGUUUGUGUCUUCAGGAUUUUGUGCAGGCAGUGUCAAGAGGUGUGUUGUAUGUGUGUGCCCUUUUAAAGACAGCCAUUAAAAUUAUUUUAUAUGGGUCUCCAAGACGGUGCUGGUGAGCCAUGGCAAUGUCUUGUGAGCUGCUCACGAACCGUCGAGCUUUUUCGAAAGUCUGAGCACAAUGUCCUAAAGGGACGGUGUUGUGCGGUGUAGCACGCUGACAUUGGUUGUUUGGCCGUCCUGUUGGGCGAGGUAUGUCAUCGAUUCUAUUGAGUUUCUUUGUAUUUACUGCAAAGGCCCGCAAGAAAAUGAACUUCAGAACUGUAUAUGGUGAUAUAUGUGUACUUUGAUACUAAAUUUACUUUGAACCUCCAGCUGCCUCCCUCUCUCCAACUGCCCCGGGCCGCCAGCAGAGGGCGCAGUCUCUCCAUCCCAGCCCCAUCAGACGCUCCCAACCGGCCAGUCGCUCCUCGCUUUCUGGCUGUGUUUUUGCCACACCCUCUUCACCAGAUGAACACCCAAGUUGGUGUCAUUGAUUAUUUGGUAGUUAUUUCUUUACUAUGGAUUUAUUGAUUAUGUCCACAAGAAAAUGAAUCACAGGUUUCUAAAUGGUGACAUAGAUUUAAUUACACUGGAUAACAAACUUCUUCAAACAUAUGAUGUGCUGGCCAUUACAGAGACUUGGAUGGCUCAGGGACAGGAAUGGUUACUUCAAGUGUCGGGUUUUAGAUGUUUCAGAAAGGACAGGGAGGGAGGCAAGAGAGUUGGGGGCGUGUCACUGUUGAUCAGAGAUAGUGUCACGGCUGCAGAAAAGGAGGAAGCCAUGGAGAGACUGUCUGCGGAGUCUCUGUGGGUGGAAGUUAGAAACAGGAAGGGGUCAAUAACUCCACUGGGUGUUUUUUAUAGACCACACAAUAGUAACAGGGACACCGAGGAGCAGAUAGGGAGACAGAUUCUGGAAAGGAGUAAUAAUAACACGGUUGCUGUGACAUACAUCACAGUAACAGGCCCUUCCAACCCAAAGAGCUCAUACUGCCCAGUUACGCCCUGUGAACAAUUAACCCACCCGUAGGUUUUGGAGUGUGGGAGCAAAUCGGAGCACCACAGGGAGAACGUAGAGACAAUAGCAGGAAUCGAACCUGGGACACUGGAACUGUACACGAACUGUGUUGCUACCGCGCGUUUAGAUGUGCAUGUGAUAAAUGAAUCUGAAUAUGAAUAUUUGCAGGCCCUGCUCUAGCAUCCAUAUCCCACAAUCGAAUUAACAAUGCCGUGAAAGAUUCACCAGUCUUUUGUUCAAAGUAAAUUUAUCAUCAAAGUAUAUAUCGUCAUCAUCAUCAUUAUGGGCUGUGUUGUAUGACAUCAUCAUUAUGCGCCGUGUCGUAUGACAUGGGCGAUCACAUUCUCGACCAUGAUUGUUGUUGGCAAAUUUUUCUUCAGAAGUGGUUUGCCAUUGCCUUCUUUGGGUGAUCCCCAGCCAUUAUCGAUACUCUUCAGAGACUGUCUGCCUGGCGUCAGUGGUUACAUAACCAGAACUUGCAAUAUGGACCGACUGCUCAUACGACCAUUCGCCACCUGCUCCCAUGGCUGCAUGUGACCCUGAUCGAGGAUUAAUCAGGUGUUACACCUUGCCCAAGGGUGACCUACAGGCAAGCAGAGGGAAGGAGCGCCUUACACCUCCUUUGGUAGAGACGCAUCUCCACCCAGCUGUCUGAAAUUACAACCAUGUGCAACCCUGGGAUCCAUUUCUUGUGGGCAUUCACAGUAAGUAUAAAGAAACACAAUAGAAUCGGGGAAAGGCCACACACAAAGGUGGACAAGCAACCAGUGUGAAAAAGACAACAAACUGUGGAUGUCAGAAUCAGGUUUAUUAUCACCGGCAUGUGACGUGAAAUUUGUUAACGUAGCAGCGGCAGUUCAAUGCAAUACAUAACCUAGCAGAGAGAGAAAAUAAUAAAUAAAUGAAUAUAAUAAUAAGUAAAACAAUUACAUAUAUUGAAUAGAUUUUUUUUAAUGUGCAAAAACAGAAAUACUGUAUAUUAUAAAAAAGUGAGGCCGUGUCCAAAGAUUCAAUGUCCAUUUAGGAAUCGGAUGGCAGAGGGGAAGAAGCUGUUCCUGACAAAAAGAAUACAAAAGAAAAAAAUAAAAUAAUAAUAAUAAUAAAUAAGCAAUAAAUAUUGAGAACCUGGGAUGAAGAGUCAUUAAAGGUGAGUCCAUGGGUUAGUUUCAGUUCAGUGAUGGGGUGAGUGAAGUAGUCCCCUCUGGUUCAGGAGCCUGGUGGUCGGGCAGGCCAAGCAGCGUCCACUGUUUUAUGUUGGCUUUUGCAUUCAAUGGCAUUAGUGCUUUUGUGUGCAUUUAUCCCACACACCCCUGUUAUGUACCCCAUAAAGGGUUAAAAAGGACCAGCAGAAAUGGACACACAUGGAGUCUGAGGCUUCCGUUAUAAACACUAUUUUAUUAGUAACUACGUGAUAAAGUAACAUAAAACAAGAUAAGGCAAUCAGGUUAGCGGAGUUUAUGUGUAUAUAAGUGAGUAAGUAAAGUUCCCAAACUUCUCCCGGCUCAGGUGAUAAAUGAUGCAGUCUUACAGUGGUAUAGGUAUGCAGUCAGUUCAGUUCUGGAUAUUGAAUUGAGUAGUUUGAAGACAGAAAGAGAUGUUUUGUCUUCCCAGUGCCGAUGCCGUUGAAUCUUCCACGUUGUCCCCCUGCUGCCGAAACUUACUAAAGUCACCGACUGUGACCGCACAAAUGAGAAUGCUGGUUUUCCAUGGUAAGCUCUCAACCCAGGCCAGGGUUAAACACACCGAUAGCUUCCCACCAAUCACCCCUUUGUCCACACUGUGAGCAAAAGUCCUCACCUUUGUCGUGGGCACACAAAGCUCAACCAGUGUCAGUGUCUUCCUCGUCUCUGGUGUCUGGCAUGUCUCGUGUGUCCGAUUACAAAGCCAGCUGACCUUGUCUAUAUUCCACAAGUGCUGAACACCAGCUGUCCAUCAUAUAGCUCCGCCUUGCCACUUCCAUGGCAACUCACUGUUAUGAAUGUACCACAGCUCUGAGGGGCUGAAGGGUGCGGGGUAGCCCCCUCCUUUGUGAGAAUCACAGGAUCGCUAUUGAUUUGGAUCAGGAGACCCAGGAAAUAAGAGAGAGACGUGUGGAAUGUCUUGACCCUCCCCCCGGCGAUAUAAAGGUACGGGAAACGGCCAUUGUCUCUUGGAGACGGACUUGUGUAUUACAAUACUGUGCUACGUGGAAGCCCUCAGGCAAAGUGGGCUGGUUGAGGGAGGGAUUGCAUCAUCCCAACCUGAUUGACAUCUGAGGCCCUGUGAGUCAGGAUAAAAGAAGGUCUGUGGGAACAGCCCCUCAGACGCACCAGAAGAAACGCUAGUGAUCCCGUAUUAAUGGAAGCCGAUGGGAGGAGGCCACGUGCGUUCGGUUCCAUUUGCCCCGGAACCGGUGGCUUUUACCACGGAAGAACGGCUUUUAGCUAACAACAGGGAAACCAACUCCCAAUGACUCUCGAAGGAUUGACCUCAUAAAAGGACUGGGCAAGUUUUAACCCGUCCAUCUCUCAAACCAAAACGCUGCAGCUUGAACGAACUAACAGUGACUUUUAUAUUUCCAUCGGACAAUACAUUAUCCCCUAGACAACGAUAGAGCUAUUUCUUAUUGAUUAAUAUUAUACCUGCGCUUUUAGAUUUAUUAUUGACGACGUAUAUUAUCUGUAUGUUUGCAUUGAUAUUAUUUUGAGUAUUUUUAUCAAUAAAUACUGUUAAAAUAGUACCAUCAGACUUCAACGGACCUCUCUAACCUUGCUGGUAAGUGACCUAGUUACGGGGUACAUAACAACUUGAGAUUCUCGUCUCGGGAUUUGAUACCAAAUUGGGAGGCCAGUGAAUCGGGCUUGUAAGUCCAAACUUGGAUCUGGUUAUGCGGGUAGCCAGACGGGAAACCAGCAAAGAUGGACGUGGGUGAAUUUAUAGAAAACCCGACUCUGGAGGUGCUAGAGGUGGCCACCAAAUCAGACUUGAUAAAUUUGGCGAAGGGGUUAAACCUCGCAGAGGUGAGGUUGUCAAUGAAAAAGCGGGAGGUGCGAAGGGCAAGAACUCAGUAUUAUAUUGGGAAGAAUGUGUUUGCAGCUGAGGUAUUGGAAAAUAUUCCUGAAAAGGUACCAGCUAGUGGGACGGCUCAGUUAGAGAUGGAGAAAUUAAGGUUGGAACAUGCAAUUAAGGUAAAGCAGCUGGAAGCAGCUGAGAAGGAGAAUGAAAGAGCCGAGAGAGAGAGGGAGCAUGCGCUCCAGCUAAAGGAGUUAGAGGUGAAAUGGGAGCAGGAAAGAGCUGAGAAACAAAGAGAGCAUGAAAUUCAGUUAAAACAGCUGGAAGCAGCUGAGAAAGAGAGGGAAAGAGCUGAGAAACCAAGAGAGCAUGAAAUUGAAAUUCAGUUAAAACAGCUGGAAGCAGCUGAGAAAGAGAAAGAGAGAGCCGAGGAGAGAGUAUGGGGAGACAGAGAAACAGAGGCAACAUGACUUGGAGAUGGAGAAGUUAAGGCAAGGGCGAAGAGAUCAAGGGUCAGACCGAGAGGAGCGGUUUAAUGUUAGUCGAGAGUUGAGGUUAGUACCUCCGUUCGAGGAGACGGAUAUUGAUAGUUAUUUCUUGCUUUUUGAAAAGGUGGCAGUGAAUCAGAAGUGGCCCAGAGAUCAGUGGGUGGCGCUGUUACAAAGUGUGUUAAAAGGGAAGGCACAGCGGGCAUAUAUGGCAUUGGCCAUGGAGGAGGAAGAGGAGGAGAGUUAUGACAAAGUCAAGGCGGCCAUUCUCUGGAGUUAUGAGCUAGUACCUGAGGCGUAUAGACAAAAGUUCAGAACUUUAAAGAAAGGGUGGAAUCAGACGUAUACCAAGUUUGCCUAUGAGAAGGGUGUGCUCUUGGACCAUUGGUGCACAGCAGAGAUAGUGGAGGAGGAUUAUUGGCGUCUCAGGGAGUUAAUUCUGAUUGAGGAAUUUAAAGGUUGUGUUUCAGAGGAUAUCCGGAUGUAUUUGAAUGAGAAGCCGAAUAAGUCCAUCUCCGAAUUUGCUAGGUUCGCAGAUGAAUAUGCCCUAACCCACAAGACAAAGUUUUCCUCGAAUAAAAGUUCCCAGAGGGACUGUGGGAACGAUUGAGAAAGCCAGCCGGCUGAAGCAAAGGUCCCACCGGGAGCUAGUGGUAAAGUUGAGGGGGAAAGGCCAGACGGCCAGAGAUUUCCGGGCUUGACCUGUUUUAAUUGUGGAAAGGGGGGGGCAUAUUGCAUCUAGGUGCUUUGCUCUAAGGAAAGAGACAGGAAAAGGGAAAGCAGCAGUCCCUAUCGGAUGUGCCAUGGUAAUCAGUAAAUCAACAAGAGAGCCCCGGGUAGACAGAGUACGAGAAGGGUCUGAGACUUGUAUGUCAAAUGGAACCGUGUCUGUGAGGGAGGGAGACACACCAGUUCCAGUACGGAUCUGGAGAGAUACGGGGGCUGAGCUAUCGUUGAUCAGCAGUAGGGUACUAGAUUUUGGUCGCAAGACGGAAAUGGUAGCUGUGAAAGGAAUAAGCAAAGGGACGGAAAUGGUGCCCUUGUAGCGGUGUGCUACACGCAGCGCUAAAAUUACGACACGGAGUCGGUAACUGCAGUCGAAGGAAAAAACUUUAUUCGAAAUCCUCAGCCUCACUUUUAAGCCUCCCUCAACCUGCCCCCCGUGGCACAGAGGCUCCAAAGCUCUGUGCUCGCAAACCCCCGUAGGCUAUCUAAUUGUGAGCCAGUUCGGAUGUGCCAGGAAAUGGGUCGCCACACCCUUACAUAAGGUCAUUAUGGAUUGUGAGCUGGUGUCUGGACCAAUUGAAAUAGGGGUGCGAUCAGAACUCCCGAGAACUGACACGGACGUCCUUCUCGGUAACGAUUUAGCAGGUAGUAAGGUUUGGUCAGCAAUGAUGCUGACAAGCCGGCUGGUGAGUGUUGCGGCCCCGCCCCUAGAUUCCAAGAUCUAUCCUGCAUGCGCGAUCACUCGCAGCAUGUCGAGAAAGGGAGUAGUUUAAAUCCGGCCAGUUUCGAUUUGGCCAAGACGUUUUUACCGACCCUGUACCACGAGGGUUUCGAGGGUGGUAAAACGAAGAGUAGUAAAGUGAAAGAGGGUAAGGGAGAGGAGGUAAAUCUGCCCUUAGCGAGGAGAAAAGUUCUAGAGGCAGGGGAUAAAGAUGAGAAACAGAUAAGGCUGUUAAAAGGUCCAGGGUUGGACAUGGAUGAUCUGUCUGGUUUGGCAGAACUGUUUGAAGAAGUUGAAAAUUCUAAAGGUGUUCCCGAUAAUGAAAUGAGGGCAGUCCAAGAUGAAAAGGAUGCCAUUACCUUGAAGAAGUCUGCUGGGUUGGCAGAUGAGGUUGUUUCAGCCCGCGGGGUUGAGUUUACUCCGGAAGGGAGUUGCCCAGAGAGUAGCUGGGAGGAUCAGGGGAAUUUAGAAUUUGGACCAGGUACGGGUAUUGAAAGCCUGGAAGAGGCAAAUGUCCUGUUUGAGUGUGUCCAAGAUGUGGAUGCACUUGGUACUGAACCUAGUAAUGGAGCUCAGAACAAGUCUGAGGUAUUUGAUUCAGUUGAAAAGGAAGGCCGUCCUUGUGGGUCAGAUAGACAUGGUUCAGUGAAGAAAGGGUUAACCCUGGUAAUAGUGGGAAGUGAGAGUUCCCAGGUGUUUGUGCUCGAAGGUGUGUUAAAAGUUAAUGUGGAGCUCAAAAAUGGGGAGAUAAAUAUUAUUAUUGAAGGAAACAGGAAAUGUGUAGUUCCCAAAUCGAAUGAAGAAAAUGUAAAGCCUGCUGAUCGCUUACAGAUUGAGUUGGAAGAUGAUGGGGCCCCUCACGCUAUUGUUAUUCCAGAGUGUGGUGUGAAAAGGCAGAAUUUGAAAUGCUGCUUGAACAAAGAGUUUAAACUGAAAGCUAAUAGCCUGAAGGGUCCUGAAGAGAAAGCUAGCAACUUGUGUAAAAUUAAAGAAUUGGGUGGAAAUUCAGAAGAUGGUCUAAGUUUGGGACACAGUAUUGAUAAAAUAACUCCAAUGGAAGAAGCGGGCGAAUGCCUAUUUCGCCAGGGUACCCAUGCUCCCCACGUGGGGAUUAACCGGAAAAGAGGCGGGGGUUAAUGGGGACGCCAUUUUUAAAUAGCAAAAGCCGGUUUUACGGGAUUUCGACAAAGCAUGUGAAUAAUAAAGACAACCCCAUGGAAGCCUGCCUGUUAAGUUUGUAAGCAACAGAAAGAUUAGUAUUUGCAUGAACUUUUGUAGUAUACACGUAAGCUAAGAUCACAACUCUUUAGUUUUUGUUUGCUGAAGGAAAGAAAUAAAAAUAGGUGGUUAUUAAAUUGAAGUCUGAUGCUACAAGACUUUAGUACGGUACAAGAUGUUAAGAUAUUAAAGGAAGUGACAUUGUAAUCGUUAACUGUUUAGAUGCUGAAUUGAAUGUAUAACUGUAUUACUCUGUAGUGAAAAGGAAAAGCUUUUGUAUUGUGUUAGAUUCUAAAAUCCUUUAAGACUCUGUACUACUUUGUUUUCACCGCUGGUAAAAACGCUUUAAAGAAAGGGGGUGUUAUGAAUGUACCACCGCGCUGAGGGGCUGAAGGGUGCGGGGUAGCCCCCUCCUUUGUGAGAAUCGCAGGAUCACUAUUGAUUUGUAUCAGGAGACCCAGGAAAAGCUACGGGAAACGGCCAUUGUCUCUUGGAGACAGACUGGUGUAUUACAAUACUGUGCUACGUGGAAGCCCUCAGGCAAAGUGGGCUGGUUGAGGGAGGGAUUGCAUCAUCCCAACCUGAUUGACAUCUGAGACCCUGUGAGUCAGGAUAAAAGAGGGUCUGUGGGAACAGCCCCUCAGAUGCACCAGAAGAGACGCUAGCGAUCCCGUAAUAGCAGAAGCCGAUGGGAGGAGGCCACGUGCGUUCGGUUCCAUUUGCCCCAGAACCAGUGGCUUUUACCACGGAAGAACGGCUUUUAGCUAACAACGGGUAAACCAACUCCCAACGACUCUCGAAGGAUUGACCUCAUAAAAGGACUGGGCAUGUUUUAACCCGUCUUUCUCUCAAACCAAAACGCUGCAGCUUGAACGAACUAACAGUGACUUUUAUAUUUCCAUCGGACAAUACAUUAUCCCCUAGACAACGAUAGAGCUAUUUCUUAUUUUUUAUUAUUAAACCCGCGCUUCUAGAUUUAGUAUUGACGACGUAUAUUAUCUGUAUGUUUGCAUUGAUAUUAUUUUGUGUAUUUUUAUCAAUAAAUACUGUUAAAAUAGUACCAUCAGACUUCAACGGACCUCUCCAUCUUUGCU
Messenger RNA from Hypanus sabinus (Atlantic stingray), 8419 nucleotides. RefSeq lists its product as uncharacterized. Lineage: Eukaryota; Metazoa; Chordata; Chondrichthyes; Myliobatiformes; Dasyatidae. The transcript has 2 exons. The record is from RefSeq and is a predicted model, not a curated record. The coding region runs from base 6117 to 7244 and encodes 375 amino acids.